AUGACUCAAACCUCGUCCUCUUCCCCGGCCGUGCGUCUCGGCGGGCGCCGGAGAUUCACUCCUCCGCCCUCUCCAAACACUAAUUCUUCCUCCUCUCUCCACCUUUCCCACAGCCCAAAACCUGGCUUAAACCCUAGUACUGGAGAUUAUCAACAGAAUUCACAAGAACAAAACCACGCAACCAAGAAGAAGAAGAAGAAGAAGAAGAAGACGGGUCUUGGUAACGCUUGUAUUGCUGCAAAUCCUCAGGGUUCUUCUCGUUACUUGUUGGACGACCCGGUUUUCUUUGAUGGGUUCGUGGAUUCCGAUCCGGUUCCGGUACCGGUAGACCCGGUUUUCACUGAUGGGUCCCUGGAUUCCGACACGAUUCAGGCGUAUAUCGACCAGGUUGAUGAUGGUCCCGAGAAAACCAAACUGGGUUUCGGUUAUAACGAAGAUAGACUGAUAAUUAACGCCUCGAAGUACCUCUCGUCUUCUUUCUUGGAGAAGAAGCAACCCGAUUUCUUUGACGGGUUUUUAGAUUAUGACCCGGUUCUGUCUCCGGAUAACACCGUGUCCCAUCCCACAAAGAGCUCUCCGUCUGAAACUUAUCGUGAAGAUACACAUGGUACAACUCCAGAUGUUCAAAUCCAGACAUCUCCUCCUCCUCCCCAGGAGAAGAAGCCGUCAUCGGAUCAGGUCGUGGUUUUGAGAGUGUCACUCCACUGCAAAGGCUGUGCCGGGAAAGUUCGGAAACAUCUUUCAAGAAUGAAAGGAGUAACGUCGUUUAACGUGGACUUCGCAGCAAAGAAGGUAACCGUGACGGGAGACGUAACGCCGUUAGGGGUGCUUGCUAGUGUUUCCAAGGUUAAAAGCGCACAGUUUUGGCCCGAGACUAUCAAGUAAUCAUAUGUUUCCGUCUAUUUCCUUUCGCAGUAUCCGCAAACAUGACACUUGUUGCAGUUUGUUUGGUUUGUUGUUUUGUGUGACGCUUUAAUACAUGGCCACAUAUACAUACAUAUAUACAUACA
This is a messenger RNA of Tarenaya hassleriana, 1010 nucleotides long. Its product is annotated as protein SODIUM POTASSIUM ROOT DEFECTIVE 1. The transcript is spliced from 3 exons. The coding region runs from base 1 to 885 and encodes 294 amino acids. The record is from RefSeq and is a predicted model, not a curated record. NCBI's taxonomy places the organism in Eukaryota, Viridiplantae, Streptophyta, Magnoliopsida, Brassicales, Cleomaceae. Gene Ontology annotation, molecular function: metal ion binding.